AUGUCGCAUGUCCAGGCGCUGUACGACCGGCGCAACGCGGCGCGCGCCGCACAAGCGCCUGCAUCGCCCACAAAGGAAGGGAGAGGCGAGAUGAAACGAUCCGUGCAAGGUGCGGUCGGGGGGCGCGUGCCCAUGUCGGCCCUCCGCACGCCGUCCGCGUCGAGUGUUGCGCGCCUUGCGGAGCUCGGCGUGUCGAGCGAGCCGAUCCAUGCAUACCUGCGCAUCCGGCCAGAGGACGAGCGGCCCGAGACGUUUUCGCUGGACGUCGUUUCGGACACGGAAGUCGUCAUGACGCACCCCCACGAAAUGAGCGCGCGCACCGCGUCGCGACUGCGAGGCCAGGCCGUGCCGGCCAAGUAUACCUUUUCCAAGGUGUUUUCGCGGCCAGAGACGGAUGCACCGACGCCGGCGGCGAUGCAGUCGCAGUUCUUUCAAGAGACGACCUUGCCGCUGGUGCGCGACCUGCUCGAAGGGCGCAAUAGCCUCGUGUUUACCUAUGGCGUGACCAACUCGGGCAAGACCUAUACCGUGCAAGGCAGCCAGGCGCCUGGCGAGGCAGGCAUCCUGCCCCGUGCGAUUGAUGUCAUCUUUAACAGCACGAAAGGACUCGAGUGCACCAAGGCGAUCCGGCCGAUGGGCCUCACCGGCGUCCAGCCCGGCGUCUCGGACCCCAGCAAGAGCCUGCUGUCGUUCGCGCGCAAGCCGCGCGAUGUGCCAGCACUCGAGGUGGACCCGACAUGCGUCCCGGUGUCGGACGAGUUCCGGUACAGCGUAUGGGUAUCCUACGUCGAGGUGUACAAUGAAAAACUCUACGACCUGCUCGACACGCCGAGCGCAUCGCUGCUGCAGCGCGAGCCGCGCGACGAUACGAGCGCCGCACGCCGCCCCCUCCUGCUCAAGAGCGAGGUUGAGAGCGGAGGAAAGUACGUUAGUGGCCUCAAAGAGAUCAAGGUUUCGUCGAUUGCCGAGGCGAAGGAGUUGCUAUACCGCGGCCAAGAGAACCGCACCGUCUUUAGCACGAUGGCAAAUCGUACCAGCUCGCGCUCGCACUCUGUCUUUACGAUCAAGAUUUUGCGCGAGCAGACGAGUGUCGCACUCGAGGACCGCGAUAUUGCCGGGCUCUCGCGCAAGUACUUUAUCUCCCGCAUGAGCAUCGUCGACCUCGCGGGCAGUGAACGCGUGGCCAACACCGAGGUCCCGUCUGGUCCCCGCCUAAAAGAGGCAGGGAAUAUCAACAAGAGCCUCAUGUGCCUCGGCCAGUGCCUCGAGACCAUGCGCAAGAACCAGAUCCGUGCCGGAAUCUUCCACGGGGAGCGUGCGGACGCGAGUGACUCGCAGAGCAAGCCGCGGCGCCGGCAGAGCAUCAUUCCGUUCCGCCACUCGAAGCUCACGGAGCUCUUCCAGUCGUUCUUUACCGGCGACGGGCGCGUGGUGAUGAUUGUAAACGUGAACCCCUACGGGACGGGAUUCGAAGAGAGCGCGAACGUGAUGCGCUUCAGUGCGAUGGCCAAGGACGUCGGCAUCCACGUCGCGCCCAACGAGCGUGCGUCGCCCACAAAGCGGUCGUCGUCGCUGCCAAAUACGUCUGGCAUGACCGUGCUCGACGCGGGCGAAAGCGAUGACGAGGACGAGGAUCCGUUCGUGACGAUGCUCAUCGAAGAGAACGAGCGCCUCCGCAACAAGUGCGAGCGCGCCGAGAACCUAUGCAUGGUCAUCGAAAAGACGGUACGCGACGAGAUGGCGCUGCAUCUCGAGAGUGCGCUCCGCAAGAUGCAGCUUUACUACGAAGAGCAGCUGCGCACCGAGAUGGAACAGAACGAUGCGUUUAUGGGCAAGAAACUCGACCUCUUUGCGCGCUUCACCGCGGCGACACAGGCGCAGGCUGCCGACGUCUCCGAAAGCGCAUGCAGCGACGAUGUCGCAGUGUCUGGAGGCGAUAGCGCGGUAUUCGACUCGCCGGUGCUCGCGCCCAAGUCGACCAACACGGCGCGGUUCUCGGAAGCGAGUGCGGACGACUCGCUGCUCUUCCAGCCGCGCUCACCGAGUCCUACGCGAUCCACACGCAAGCUGCGCACAAAGCCCGUGUGGAACGCCGAGGAUAUCGACGCCCACCUCGCCGAGAAUGCAGAGCCCGACCUGCGCACCCCGCGCCGCAGCGCGCGUUUUCCCACUCGAUAG
Messenger RNA from Malassezia japonica, 2178 nucleotides. Its product is annotated as succinate--hydroxymethylglutarate CoA-transferase. Gene Ontology annotation, cellular component: nucleus; kinesin complex; microtubule. The record is from RefSeq and is a predicted model, not a curated record. Gene Ontology annotation, biological process: microtubule-based movement. Gene Ontology annotation, molecular function: ATP hydrolysis activity; microtubule motor activity; microtubule binding. Lineage: Eukaryota; Fungi; Basidiomycota; Malasseziomycetes; Malasseziales; Malasseziaceae. Bases 1 to 2178 code for a protein of 725 amino acids. The transcript is spliced from 4 exons.